CGCGAGGCCAGGCCGGCGAGCCCGCCUCCGCCCCGCCUUCCCUUCGUCUCCCACCAACAUGGCUGCGGCCGGCGCUUGCCCCGCCGUGAAGAUUGGAAUUAUCGGAGGGACCGGUCUGGAUGAUCUGGACAUAUUAGAAGGUAGAACAGAAAAGUAUGUAGAUACACCGUAUGGAAAGCCAUCUGAUGCUCUGAUUUUGGGAAAGAUAAAAAACGUUGACUGUGUGCUCUUGUCCAGGCAUGGAAGACAUCAUACUCUUAUGCCAAGCAGUGUCAACUACCGUGCCAAUAUGUGGGCACUGAAGGAAGAGGGCUGCACUCAUUUGCUAGCAACUACUGCUUGUGGUUCCUUACGAGAAGAGAUUCAGCCUGGAGACAUUGUCAUAAUAGACCAGUUCAUAGACAGAACAACCAAACGGCACCUCACUUUUUAUGAUGGGAAUCAUUCCUGCCUUCCAGGAGUGUGCCAUGUUUCUAUGGCAGAACCUUUCUGUGCCAAGACAUGAGAAGUCCUUAUGGAUGUAGCCAAGAAGCUUGGAAUCAAGUGCCACUCGAAAGGGACAGUGAUCACAAUUGAGGGGCCACGCUUUAGUUCUCGGGCUGAAAGCCUGAUGUUUCGGAGCUGGGGAGCAGAUGUCAUCAAUAUGACUACAGUCCCCGAAGUGAUUUUUGCAAAGGAGGCUGGAAUCUGUUAUGCCAGCAUUGCUAUGGCAACUGACUACGACUGCUGGAAAGAACAUGAAGAAAUGGUAUCGGUAGACAAAGUGCUGAAGACAUUGAAGGAAAAUGCUAAUAAAGCAACAAGUUUACUACUUACUACAAUUCCUCAGAUUGGGUCCAUGGACUGGACAGAGACCAUGCAGAACCUCAAAAAUUCUGUGCAGUUGUCUGUUAUUCUGCCGAAACAUUAAAAGCAUGAGAAGACAUUCAAGACACAUGAGACAUAUCUUCUGAGAACUCGACAACACCCUGAAAAAUACGGUUAUACAUGUCACAUCAUUCAUUCUUGUCAUGCUUCUUGUUUGGGCAUAAAAUCUUGCCAAGAUGAAGGACCAGACCAUCCCCACGAGGCUAGGAGCCAAUUCAUUAUGAGACAUGACCUUCUGGAGAAUAGGAGUUUAAUAGUAUAUACUUAGCAAUCAUACUUUAGAGACCAGAGGUUUAAAAAUAUGGUAUCAAGGGCUAAGCUUCAGAUUCACCUUAUGAGCUCAUCACUCAUCUUGAAGAAGCAAAGGCAAGGUUAUUAUACAGAAUCAUAGAGUAAUGGAAUUGGAAGAGGCCUAUAAGGCCAUUGAGCCCAAUCCCUUGCUCAAUGCAGGAAUC
This is a messenger RNA of Pogona vitticeps (central bearded dragon), 1322 nucleotides long. It is a transcript of the gene MTAP, whose product is annotated as methylthioadenosine phosphorylase. Gene Ontology annotation, cellular component: cytosol. Gene Ontology annotation, biological process: nucleoside metabolic process. Lineage: Eukaryota; Metazoa; Chordata; Lepidosauria; Squamata; Agamidae. Gene Ontology annotation, molecular function: S-methyl-5-thioadenosine phosphorylase activity. The record is from RefSeq and is a predicted model, not a curated record.